Messenger RNA from Brugia pahangi, 1269 nucleotides. The record is from the annotation of a GenBank genome assembly. Lineage: Eukaryota; Metazoa; Nematoda; Chromadorea; Rhabditida; Onchocercidae.
AUGUACUCAGUUGUGGUUGUCUUAAUGAUCAUUUUUGGUGCAGAAAGUCUUUUGGAUGAAGAGAAUGUAGUACCAGAUUUGGCACCUCAUAUUGAUAAUCCGAUGGAGUUUGAAUUCAUUGAAGAUGUCCAUAAGAAGCAGUAUUUGAAAUCAUUAUUUAUGGAGUCCUUUUAUGAACCGAACUGUGAUAAUAAGCCGAAUGUUUCGAUCAAGCCGAUUUACUUUUGGCCUGGUCAGCGUAUUGACCUUCGAUGUGUAAUGUGUCGUCGAGCGUUUACUUUUAAUGGGUUAAUAAAGCACUGGUGGUUUAUGCCAGCGAAGGACGUUGAGGAUGCACUGGGAGAUAUGAAUAACCUAAAAAAUUCACCUAAGUGGAAUCAGCAUUUGCUGACGUUAAGUGCCGAUUAUGGGGAGAACAGAUGGCGUGAUUUUGGCGCAAUGCCUAGCGACUUCGGGACUGGGACAAAUCCACGAUCACAGACCAUACUCAUACAGAGAAGAGGGAUGCUAAUCUUGUUACAGCAAAUUUUUUGCGCAGAAACUGAAUGUCCGGAAUCACAAGGUUUUCCUGAUUCAAACUGGAAAUUUCGUCAUAUUCCUCCUACAUAUAUACGUGAUGCAUUUGGGAUGUGCACUAUGAAUUGGACAUCGUGUCUCGACUGGGUAGUGAGUGAUAAAAAUAUGAACGAGGAGAUCAGCUGGAAUUUGUACGGACAUUCGAUAGAUGCUAAACUGGCAGAAAAGUAUGUAAAUUUGAAAAUUCAAUUGCAGUGGAGUGAAUGGUCAUCGUGCGAACAAGGUACCACAGUAAGAACUAGAGAAGGCCACUGUUACUUAAGAAAGAUAGAUCCAAGUAAAGAUAUCGGUCAGUUAGUAGAAGGUGUAUUUGCUGCUUAUGAUCUAUUCAACUGGGUGACAAAGUUGAAGAAUCAUAUGUCAAAAAUCCCCGAAUUCACCAUUACUGGCAUACGUCUUUAUAGUGGGUUAGUAUCAAAACUGAUUCAUGAAGGCGCCUUUGGUGAUGACAAAACAUAUGACGAUUGUUACAGUAUGGCAGAUAUGUUCUUUAAGAAACCAAAAGCAACGAAACGCUGGAUCUCUGCUAUUUUCUCAGCAUUUGGAAUUGAUAAUGUUGAAUCAAUGUUAAAGAUCAGUAAUCGAUUAUGCCUGUAUUACUAUAGUAAACCGACGAUACGAGUAGAUAAAACACCAGCUAGCGUAUUCGUUGGUACCCAUCUUGUGGACACCCAAAGGUGUCCAAUCCUUUAA